AUGGAUCUGGAGGACUUGGACCACGAGAGGGACUGGAGAGGAUCGCAGAAAAAGAAGCUGGAGCAGCGGCAGCACGCGACGGAGCAGCCUGGCCGAGAUGAGCGCCCUGGCGAAGGCCAGGUGGGUCGCCGUGGAGCAGCCGGUCGGCUGAAGGAGCUCGGAGGCGGAGCGGCAGCUGGAGGCGGAGCUGAGCGAGCGAGGUGGCGUGCAGCAUCACCUGCAACUCGCGCCCUGCUCGUCCAACUGCUCCACGCGAAGAUCGCUUGCUUGUUAGCUGGAGCGAUGCGCCCUCAAGACCACAAUGCCCCGAGCAAGUCGGCAAGCAGGACGAGGAUGAAGGUGCAGCAGCUGGCGAAGGCGCGCGCAAGGACUCUGCGAAUCGCCACAUGGUGCCAUCAGUGGCAGGCGCGAGACGUGCGCAAAUUCGGCGACAGGGCCGACUACCGCGCCGUCGCCGACUCGCACGACGAUCAGCAGUCGGCCUCGACAACCUGGCCGGCGCCUUCACCUUCCUGCUCCUCGGAUUUGCCUUCGCCGCUGAAAUCGCCGCCAAACCUUUGCACGAACGACUGCUACACCUCGAACAGAAUUGAUUCAGCUUCUUUCCUCGCUGCUCACGCGACUCUACGCCUGCCACAAGCAGCCGUCUCCACCUCACCUUUCCCAACGCCUCAGACUGCCUUCUCCGCCACCCCCGCCUCCAACAUCGCUCCCUCCGCCGCUCUCUCCGCCACCGUCUUCGCCGCAAACACCUCGGCCGCCUCCUCGACCGCCUCCACGGCCACCUCAACCCCCGCCUUCACCACCGCUCCCUCCGCCUACGCCUCCGCCGCCUUCGCCGCCUCCACCACCGCUCCCUCCGCCUCCGCCGCCGCCUCCAACGCCGCCGCCGCCACGCUCGACGGCUGCUCGCCGGCGUCCGACCUGGUCUUCGCCAGAGCCUGCUGCGCCUUGUUGAUCCGCUCCUUCCGUCUCCGUGGUCUUCGGGUCCGUCUUCGCUGCUCCUAUUCCUCUCCUUCCUUCAGUCCACCAGUCCGCCAGUCCAGUCCCUCGCGUCCUCCAAGUCCUCCAGAUCCAUCAUAG
Cloeon dipterum is the source of this 1083-nucleotide messenger RNA. RefSeq lists its product as uncharacterized. The transcript is spliced from 4 exons. The coding region runs from base 1 to 1083 and encodes 360 amino acids. The record is from RefSeq and is a predicted model, not a curated record. NCBI's taxonomy places the organism in Eukaryota, Metazoa, Arthropoda, Insecta, Ephemeroptera, Baetidae.